Messenger RNA from Porites evermanni, 1115 nucleotides. The record is from the annotation of a GenBank genome assembly. NCBI's taxonomy places the organism in Eukaryota, Metazoa, Cnidaria, Anthozoa, Scleractinia, Poritidae.
AUGUAUAGCCAUGUACUGCCAUGUAUUGCCAUGUACUGCCAUGUAUUACCAUGUAUAGCCAUGUAUUACUAUCUAUUACCAUGUACUGCCAUGUAUAGCCAUGUAUUACUAUGUUUUACCAUGUAUUGGAAUGUAUUGCCAUGUAUGACCAUGUACUGCCAUGUAUAGCUAUGUAUAGCCAUGUAUUGCCACGUACUACUAUGUAUUACCAUGUACUGUGAUGUAUAGCCAUGUACUGCCACGUUUUGGCAUGUCGAGCCAUCUAUUACUAUGUAUUACCUUCUAUAGCCAUAUAUAGCCAUGUAUUGCCAUGUAUUACCAUGUAUUGCCAUGUAUAGCCAUGUAUUAGUAUGUAUUACCAUGUAUUGCCAUAUAUAGCCAUGUAUUGUCAUAUAUUACCAUGUAUUGCCAUGCAUUACCAUAUACUGUCAUGUAUAGUCAUGUAUUACCAUGUGUAGCCAUAUAUUACCAUGUAUUGCCAUGCAUUACCAUGUACUGCCAUGUAUAGCCAUGUACUGCCAUGUAUUACCAUGUAUAGCCAUGCAUUACCAUGAAUUACCAUGUACUGCCAUGUAUUACCAUGUAUAGCCAUGUAUUACUAUCAAUUACCAUGUACUGCCAUGUAUAGCCAUGUAAUACUAUGUAUUACCAUGCAUUAGCAUGUAUUGCCAUGUAUAACCAUGUACUGCCAUGUAUAGCUAUGUAUAGCCGUGUACUGCGAUGUAUAGCCAUGUAUUGUCACGUAUUACUAUGUAUUACCAUGGAUUGCCAUGUAUUACCAUGUACUGUGAUGUAUAGCUAUGUACUGCCAUGUAUAGCCAUGUAUUGCCAUGUAUUAGUAUGUAUUUCCAUGUAUUGCCAUGUUUAGCCAUGUAUUGUCAUAUAUUACAAUGUAUUGCCAUGCAUUACCAUGUGCUGCCAUGUAUUGCCAUGUGUAGCCAUAUAUUACCAUGUAUUACCAUGCAUUACCAUGUACUGCCAUGUUUAACCAUGUAUAGCCAUGUACUCCCAUGUAUUACCAUUUAUAGCCAUGUAUUUCUAUCUAUUACCAUGUACUGCCAUGUAAAGCCAUGUAUUACCAUGUAUUACCAUGUAUUGGCAUGUAUUGCCAUGUA